AUGCACGCGUCUACGAUCCUCGUCGCCCUGUCCGCCGUGGCUUCGGCCUCGGCGUCGGCCAUUCGCUACCGUGGCGUUGAGGACCACAAUGUUGUCGUCAAGCGUUCUCCCAUUGACAACGGCGUCGAGGAGCCGGCCGUUCGCCUUCGCGCCGUCGAGGAGCCCGAUGUUGUCAAGCGGACUGCCAUUGAGAAGAGAGCCGACCAGACGGCCGCUUGGGUCACGGUCGACGACGAGGGCCAGCCUGCCGCCACCUACACGCCUUCGAUCACGGUCAUCGAUGGAACCACCUCAGCAGUCGAGCACGGCGCCCCUCACGACAUCACCGCCACCGUCUACACCAUAACCCAAUAUGGAAAGAAGACCACCAGAACUGGCGACCCUCCUAACCCGACCGCCACGGCCAAGAGCGGCGAGGGUGCCUUUGCCCGAUGCCACAACAAGGACGGCGAGAACGCGCCGUUCUGUGACCCCGCGUCCAACAGCACCCUGUUUGUCGGCUCAACCUACUACGUCACCUGGGAUCCCGACUACUUCAAUAAGACCAAGGACAACACCACCUACGAAGUUGCCGUCCGCCUCGACUACCUCAACGAGACGAGCGGCGAGAUGAAGGAGCUCAAGAAGUUCUCCCGCGUCCCCGCCGCCUGGGGUUUCUGGCCCAUGACCGUCGAGUCCAAGUACCUCAAGGGCUCCGGCGACCACAACGUCACCCUGACCCUAUACAGCAACAUCAAGGGCAGCGCCGAAAAGACCAAGUCAACCUCCCUCUGGGUGCAGCUCUCCAAGCAGUCGCUUCCCAAGAACCCGGCAACGCCCACCCCGACCGGCGAGACCCUGACCAUCGCCUUGCCCGUCGCCUUCGGCUCCAUUGUCCUACUUCUCAUCGGUGGCUGCCUGUGGAACCGCAAGACGCGCAAGAUCUCACUCGGCAACAUCAUGAGCCGCAGGCGCGAUGGCUACACCGGCCGUAAGACGCGUCGCAUGUUUGGUGGCCGCAAGGACAACGGCAUCCAGCUCGACACUCGCGCCGCUGGUCUCGCUUCCGAAUACCGCGAUGCUCCUGAGCGACCCCGCCGUGACAGCGAUGCCCUCGGCAGCCUGGCCAACAGCCCUGUCACCCCUUCGUUCCAGCAACAGGGCACCACCGGUGGUCGCAACGUGUUCCGGGACGAGCUUCAGAGACAGGAGCGUGAGCGACGUUAG
Messenger RNA from Ilyonectria robusta, 1206 nucleotides. RefSeq lists its product as uncharacterized. The record is from RefSeq and is a predicted model, not a curated record. The coding region runs from base 1 to 1206 and encodes 401 amino acids. Lineage: Eukaryota; Fungi; Ascomycota; Sordariomycetes; Hypocreales; Nectriaceae. The transcript has 2 exons.